Messenger RNA from Zootermopsis nevadensis, 4797 nucleotides. The record is from RefSeq and is a predicted model, not a curated record. NCBI's taxonomy places the organism in Eukaryota, Metazoa, Arthropoda, Insecta, Blattodea, Termopsidae.
UUAGUGAUCUCUGGGAGAACAAGUGUCUGGUUGGGUUUGGUUUGUCGUAUGUUACUUUGUGUUGCACAAUUAAUCAGUUAUUGAGCAGUGAAAGUUUUUUGUAUCAUUUUUUGGCUGCACAGAUUUGCUGUAUAUUAUUUUUCUUGUUAUGGAGUCCAGUUAUGAUGAGGAUUUGGAUGAAAAUUCGUUUUUUCAAGCACUGAAAGUCGAUCAUAAUGAUCUGUUUGGAAAAGCUAUAUUGGAAGGUUGGGUUAUAUGUGUUCCUCGUGCCGGGUCACUACCGAAAUACACGCUUACUAAUGAAGACUUCUUCAGUCACAUUCUUAUACCAAGUGAUGAACUGCCACAGAGUCAUUUUAGGACACUGAAUGACAAGGAAGUAAAGGUGUGUAACAGGUUAAUAACUGUGGAGCAGAACGAUAUUUCACGACCAUAUAGCACUCACAUUCUUUUCGAAGAAACAUUUUACACCAAUGAUUUUUUGAAGUACAAAGUUGUGUGUCUAGAAAGUCCCCUGGAGCAGUACAUAGACUUCAGUUGUGGACAAAGUGAUGAAACUAGAAUUGUUACUGUCCAGACUUUAAGGGACUGUAUAGACCUUCUUUGGACACAGAGUGCUGGGAGAGAUGUCAUAGAAAAGAUGGAUGAAGCAAUUCAUAAUUUUCUUUCUGUUAAUAGCAGUCUUGAACUAAAACCUCUUCAAGUUCAGAAGGAUAUAGUUGGUACAUUAUAUGUAUCGUGCUUGCAGAUUGCUUUGAAAGAUGCUCGACUUAGAGAAAAAUCAGACAAAGACAGACACCUACUGGAAAAUAUUAAACUUUCAGUUGAAACGUAUGUGCAUCAUGGAAUUUAUAAGAAGUUAAUAAAAGCUAUAACAGCAUGCACUGCUUAUGAUGAUGCCUGUCUAAAUAAGGUUGUUCGUAAUCUUUCUGAUGUUCAGUUGCGAGAUCUUGAAGUGAGGCCAGAUUUAUACGAGACAGUUCCACAAGCAAAGCGAGAAUUAGCAAGAAUAGAAGGCUAUAGUACUGUUCUUGGGAAGAUUGGUUGCUUGAAACGUGUGAUAGCAUCCAUCUCAAAUUCAAAUCUUGAAACCAGUUCUGGAGAGGGAAUGAGUGAAAAUAUCAUUGUUGCAGAUGAUUUGUUGCUAGUGAUUGUGUUUAUUAUUAUUAAAACAAGUCUUCCUAACUGGAUUGCUCACCUAACUUAUAUGAAGCAGUUUCGGUUUUCUUCCUGUUAUGCUUGCCAUGUUGAUGAAUACAGUUUCCUUAUUACCACACUUGAAGCAGCUAUUGAGCACAUUAGAUCUGGCAUUCUUCUUGGUCCAUCAAUUCCUGAAGCACAGUGUGUUUAUGAAAGUCAAAAUGACAGAGAUGGCUGUGAUAAUGUGAAUGUGAAAACUGUAAAUAGUAGUAAAAAUGGAAGGUCAACAAUAAUUGAAACAUCAUGCGUAACAUACUUAUUUGAUCAAAUUAGGUUGGGCAAUUUGGAAAGCGCCCAAGAAAUUCUAUCAAAAAGUCUGAGUAGUAGUAAUGCCAUAUAUUCUGACAGCAGACCAAUGAAAAAUAAUGGGGACUUUCUUUCUUGUCUUUGUCAUCCCCUAUGUUCCUGUGACAAAUGUGAAAGUCUCAUUAGCAAAAGUCUUUGUGAUACAACACCCACAGUUCAUUCAUGUGAUGAUCGAGGCUUUACUGCUCUUCAUGUUGCCUGCCUUUUUGGGCAUCCUCUUAUUGUGGAUCUGCUGCUUUGCUCUGGAUCCAAUAAGAAUGCUUUGGACUACAGUGGGUCUACUCCUCUUCACUAUGCUGCAGCCAGAGGUCAUCAGAAUGCCUUACUCUUGCUACUCCAUUCUGGAGCUAUGAUUAGCAUUCCUGACAAUGAUGGCAACACUCCCCUUCAUCUGGCUUCCAACAAUGGCCAUGAAGUGUGCGUCAAAGCAUUGCUGUACUUUGCAGAACACACAGGUUUGAAAUUGGAUGCAAAUGCCAAAAAUGUGUAUGGUGAUACCCCUCUUCACCAUUCAGCACGAUGGGGAUAUGAGGGUAUAGUACAGAUACUAUUGGAGUAUGGAGGACGUCCAGAUGUGGAGAAUAAACGUCAUUUAACACCAAUGGACAAUGCUCACAACCUGCAUGUUUCAAAACUGCUAACCAGUGUGAAUAAAACUAUUCAUAAUUCAAAGCCUGUGACACAGGACAAGAAAUUAGAAAAUUGUACAAACAUUGCAGCUGCUACUGUACCAGCAUUGGACUUCAUGGAUGAUUGUGUGAAAUUAUCAAGUGGGACUGUGAAUACACCAGAGAAGAAACAACAUGGUAUUCACCCUCAAUCAACAGAACAAAUGAAGAGAGUGGAGAGGCUGUUGCGAGCAAUUGCAUUUGGAGACACAAGAUUAGCAUGUUUUUAUUUGGGUUUCGAUGGUCCUGUUUCAGAUUACAGUAAUUGUGAAGAGCAUCCACCAUCAAAUAUUAAAUCCAUUUGCCAUCCAUUAUGUAUUUGUGAGAAGUGCAAACCAGAUGAUAGUGGACUCUUUGAGGAUUCCUUAAAAGUAGAUAAAGACAUUUUAAAUGUCAGUGUUUGUAACUCUGAUGGUUUUACUCCUCUGCAUAUAGCAUCAAUGCAUGGACAUACAGACAUGAUGAGACUUCUCCUUGAUGCAGGUGCUCAGAUUAAUGCAGUGACUAGAACAAGAGGUGUUACUCCUUUGCAUCUUGCUUGUCAAAAUCAGCAGACCCAAGCUACAAAACUUCUUCUCCAAAGUGGGAAGUGUAAUCCAGAUAUUCAAGAUUCUAGAGGGAAUACUGCACUGCAUUAUGCAAGUUUCACACGAGAUCCAAGACUAGUAGAACUUAUAUUGAAACACGGUCCAGUUUUGGACCUUAGAAAUUCCAGUGGUAAGACACCAUUAGAUGAAGCAGAGGAAAAAAUGGCCUUGGCAGUUGUGCACCUUCUCAGAGGUGAAAAAACAAGUAUCUCUCUUCCUCGGGAAAAGUAUAAAGAUGUUUAAUUUUGAGAUUGACAUGUUUAAACUGUGCCUUUAAGUACAGAUGCUUUCAUACAAUUACCAUGUAAAGAGUAACAGUACUCUCAUGAAAAUAAUAUUUUCUAGCAUUCAGAUUAUGAGGAACAGAUUGAGGGUCUUUCAGAACUUCAGGAAGAUAUUUGGACCUAAAAGGGUGGGAGAGGGAUCAUGCAGAAAAUUGCAUAAUGAUGAGCUUUACAGCCUGUACUCCUUACCUGAUAUUGUUAGGAUGAUUCAAUUGAGGAGAUUGAGGUGGGCAGGACAUGCAGAAUGCAUGGGGAAGGGGAGUAGUGUUUACAAGGUAUUGGUUAGGAGGCCUGAAGGGAGGAAACCACUGGGAAGACCUAGGUGUAGGUGGGAGGAUAAUGUUAGGAUGAACCUUAGGGAUAUAGGAAUUGAUGGAGCAAACUGGCUACUGCUAGCUGAGGAUAGAGUCCUGUGGCAGGCUUUUAUGAACACGGUGAUGCACUUUUAGGUUCAGUAAAGAAAGUGGGCUAUUCUUUGACAAGCCAAGUAUACAAUAAACUUUUCAAAGAAUUUCCUGCAGUGAGUGAGUGAGUGAGCAUACAGAUUAUAGCAGAAGUACAGCUUAUUUAGAUGUGUUAGUGCCAACAUGUGUAAUUAGGCAUGUGCAAUUACUUGUUUAUUGUUAAAUAUAAGAAAAGCAAUUUGAGUCAUUUUCUGGUGUUUCUGUAGAACCAUCGAGCAUACAGAAUAUUUACAACACAGGAGACAAAGGUACCUGCAGUCUGUUAUGUCUCAUGAAUAUUUCUACAUCUUUGUAUGAUGAUGAUUUACUUCUUUAUCAAGGAUAUGCUAGGCAGGCAUAUGAGUAGAGUAGCUGAUUUACAGGAGACAGUUCUUGCACUUAUUUUAUUUGAUAAAUGUGCAUUAUUAGUGUUCAAAUAUCCAAAUAUAACUCUGUUUCUCUUUAUAAAGCAGCAUCAGUAUUAAAUUACAUACAUCCCAUUAUUUUAUGUUCUUAGACCAAGUAUCUCUGAUUAUGCAAAUAUGUUGGUACACUGUUCUGGCAUGGUGACCUUGAUAUAUAUUGAGAGAUGGGGAAGCAUUCAGUAGUGUCACAAGGCCCAGAGAAAUGUUGACAGAAAGUAACAUGAGGUUGAUGUUUUAUUCAUGCUGAACAGUUUUAUUCAAUGUGUUGGAAGGGAUAAUAAUUCUGUACUGCUUGUAACUAAGAGCUGGGGUAACUCAAUUGAGUACAGUGUCUGACUUUGGACUAGACAAUUGGGGUUCAGUGCCUGGCAGAGGCAAAGGAUUUUUCUUCUUGCCUGUUCCCAUACCCAGCAUCCUAUCAAAUGGGUACCAGGGACCCUUUCCCUGGGAAAAUCAUGGCUGGGGCUUGAUGCUAACUACUCACUCUCAUCUAGAGCUUAGGGUAAGAAUGAAUAGGAGUUAUACCACCUAUCCAUCGAAAUGCCUUUAUGGCAUGUAGCAGGGCAGCUUUGGCUUUUCUGCUUGCAACUUCCUUUUAUAAAGUAGGUCAAACCACUUCCUUCUAUACUCAUUCCAGUUCUCAUUUGCUGCUGUAUAAUAUCUGCACUUAGUGUAGUAAUAUUACAAAAAGUAAGAAACAAAACCUUAUUGAGGGAAAAAAAAUGUAUCCUUAGUAUUAUCCUAGUCAGUAUUACACAAAUGCUUCAUUGUGUAGAGACUCUGUUGUUAGGGCAUGCAGUAUGUUCUUACGAGCAUACAUUAAUGAGUGUUUACAUUAAACUUGUGAAAAAUGAAUUUUUUAAAUAAAGUUUUGCUGUAGCUAA